GGGGGGGGGGCGAUUUGAGAAGGAACCACGCGCGCUUUGCCCGGGGGAGGAGCGGAAGGGCCGCCGGGGGCGGAGGAGCGGCUUAGAACGCUGAGCUGGCCCGGUGGAACGUCGGGGCUUCUCUUUUGGAACGCUCGCACACACUUUGGAACGCUCGCGCUCUCCCGCGGCGCGGAGGCGAGGCCCGGCCGGGCUCUCCGAGGAGCAGCAGCUCCAGGGAAACGGGCGCUGUUGUUGUUUUGAGUCUCGCUGGCGGGGGCCUGCGGGGUUUCGGGGAGCGAAUCAGCUCGGUGCCCGCCGUUCGAUGGUUUGUCCCGACCGAGAUGAGCCGCCCGUCCUCCGCCGGACCCAGCGCUAGCAAACCCUGCGGCAAGCAGCAGCAGCACACCCCGUCGCCGGCUGCUGCCCCUGCCGCCGCCGCCGUCGCCACCAUCUCCGCCGCCGGGGCCGGUUCCUCCGCGGUCUCCGCCGCGGCCGCUGUGAUCUCCAGCCCUGGAGGAGGCGAAGGCAGCGGCGGGCCGGUCUCGCCUCAGCACCACGAGCUGACCUCGCUUUUCGAGUGCCCGGUUUGCUUCGACUAUGUGCUGCCCCCGAUCCUGCAGUGCCAGGCCGGGCACCUGGUGUGCAACCAAUGCCGGCAGAAGCUGAGCUGCUGCCCCACGUGCCGGGGAUCCUUGACCCCCAGCAUCAGGAACCUGGCCAUGGAAAAAGUGGCCUCGGCCGUCCUCUUCCCUUGCAAGGUAAGGAAGGGCAGGUUGCAGGCAGCAACCGGCACAGCCGCCGGAAAGGUGGGCGGGGAGAGGGGGCUGGGUCGAGGGAAGCAGCGGGGCUUGAGGUUGUGGUGAUCCAGGUGUUAUUUUAAAAGCUAGCUCUCUGAAAUUUUCCAUACCCUACUGGAAAGUAUUGGGGCGAACCCCAUGAGCACACCCCCGCUUCCCACUAACUCACUCCUCAUGAGAAACAAAUACGAAGUGCCAUUUUUUCUGUGGAGCUGAUUCUCAGAGACCGUUUUCAUUUUAAUGUAAGAUGCACCUGCGUCUGUAAUUCUGCCUCCGCCACCUUUAAGUCCAAACCACUAUUCCAAGCAGCCUUUAGACAUAACCCCAUUACUCUUCAAGCUACAGAAGAAGUGUGGGGUCUUGCGUGCAUCCACAACAGUAAACAGUGUCCAUGGUCCUGUCAAGAAUGCAGAUGCUCUGUUGUUAUCUGUUCUGGUGCGUUGUUGUCAAGAGACGGGGGCCAGAGAGCUCCUGGCUUUUACGCCUGACCUGUGCCAGGGCUGUACCCAAGCCAGUAUUUCUCAGUUUUGCUCCCUAAUAUCUUGCAAUAUGGAGUAUUAUCCUACUUUAGUUGUAAGGAUCCCUGGUAUAAAUGUAUGUGAAGAGCUUGGAGCACUUGAAAGAACACACAGAUUUUAAAAUCUCUCAUUAUUAUUAUUAUUAUUAGCUCAUGUCAUAGUUAUACCUCAUCCCUGCUUACACUUGAGAGCGUAUGCUAUGUUACACCAGAUGUAUAAUUCAAAAAUAGUGGCCACUGAGGAGCAUAGCUGUCAACUUUUCCCGUUUCAUGUGAGGAAUCCUAUUCGGAAUAAGGGAAUUUCCCUUUAAAAAAGGGAAAAGUUGACAGCUAUGCUGAGGAGUGGAGAUCUAAGGGAGCAUAAAAGUUUGGAAAUGAUUUGGAAACUCUUUAGCAGUACCUGGAUUAGUAAAACAGGAGGGGUUUUUUAACGGGGAGGCCAGAGAUGGAUAGCUCAGUCAGUCAAUAGAUUCUUGACUCCCAUGUAGGGAGCCUUGCCAAGUGUCUCGGUUAAUUGAAACACAUUGGUGCUAAUGCACUCCCUGUUAGUCUGCGCUGUGCGCUAGGGGAAUUGGGGCAUUGGUCUAAACAUGGCAGAGAUGUGUGCAAAGGCCCAUGAAAUGUGGUACCUUUCCCUCCUCCUCCUUUCACACUUCUGACUCAACCUGAAAGGCAGAACUUGACAGAGUGAGAGACAAGUUGGGUUCUGGUGUGUUAGUUGGCAGGGAUACGUGCAGGGGAGAAGGGGCAGACCAGGGGGAUGUGGGGAGGGGUGAUUCCCCCCAUCAACAAGUUUUUCCACCUUUUUUUUUAUCCUGCAUGAUUCGGUUGCAGGCAGCUGGGGAAUGGAAGUGUGUGCAAAGGAGAAUUGGUUGGGUGCAGAAAGGUGUACACAGCUGAUUCUCCUUUACAAUCCAACUUCACACGUUACAUCUGCAGAGACAUCCCCCCCCCCCCGAUAUACUUUUGCUGAUGAAACAUGUUUGCAUCCCCUAAAAUAUCCUCAGGAACUUCCCAUAUUGGUAUGUCCGAAGCCACAGAGCUCCUCUGCAUCCAGUCAGAGGCUUGGGGGUUCUGUUGAUGACGUCUUUUGCUGUUGUGGAAGGGGGCAGGACUGGAGCUUAAGGGCACCUGCAGCCUAUACUGGGACGGUGCUGAUCCUUGUGCUUUGUGAUUAUUAUUAGCAAAAAUGGUUGCAGCAUAUCCCUACCCUCCAAGAGGAAUGAUCCUGUUCAGGGCUUAUUAUGGGAUGACCCCGUUUCACUCCUAAGCCGUCGGCCCUUGACCACCCAAUUUCACAAAUGGAAUGAGUCUAGCUAAUCGCUAGUCCGUAUGGACUUAGAAAAAUGAGCGUGGGUUGCACAAAGAAGGAACAGCAUCGACAUCCCAUAUCUGGUGGUGGUACCAUUUACAGCCUUUUUCUUUUAAAUGUCCCCACCCCUUUUUCUCAAUCUGUGUGAGUUUUUAGGGGGGAGAGGCUGUUUGGAAGCACGCUAACAAAGAUAAACCCGAGGUGGCAGCUGGCAGAGAGAAGAGCUGUUUCCACCCAAGCUUUCUAUCAGCGCCAAUCUUUAGGCCCUUGUCUCCCUUAAACUAGAUAUACCGGUGUCGGUUUCGCUCCCAAGGCGCAGGUUUAGGCUGAUCAAUAUGCACUCUAAACCAUUCUAAAAUGACAUUGACACAGAUCUUAAGGUCGUGUUGAUGAAAAGCAAGGCUGGAAGCGACCAUGUCGCCCGCGUUAACAGUCUCCAUCGGAAGGGCUCCAGUUGCAAAAGCAAAAAUUAAACUUGCGGAAACAGAGAGUUGCUGCAUUGAACCACUGAUACUGUCAUAGAGAGUUGGAAGGGACCCCCAAGGGUCAUCCAGUCCAACCCCUUGCAAUGCAGAAAUCUGAACUAAGGCAUCCAUGACAGAUGGCCAGCCAACCGCUGCUUAAAAGCCUGCGAGGAACUAGAGUCCAGCACCUCCCGAGGGAGUCAGUUCCACUAUAUUUCAACCAGGGUUGUUUUUUUGAGAGGAAGGGGGCGUUUAGGGAAAACCGCUCCUUUCUUAUGCUGUUUUGGGAAUAGUACUGCAAAAGAGCACCUAGUUCUUAGAUUUAAGGGACACUGUCAUAGAGUGUGCUUACAGAAGGCACCAGGUCCAGUCCUGGGAUUUCAGGUAGCAGGGCCGGGAUAAAACCCACCCUGGAGACUUGCCGCCAGUCAAGAGGAGUCCGUCCUGGACAAAGAGGGGCCAAAUGGUCUGACGGAGUAGCUGGCAGCGUCUUCAUUCCAGGCCUGAACAUUGCAGGAUGCCAACUUGAUACCAAGUCAGACUGUUGGUUCAUUUAGUUCGAUGCACCGGCCUUCCUCAUCCUGGGGCGCUCCAGGUGUUGUACUACGACUUUCAUCAUCCCUGAAUGUUUGUCAUCCUGACUGGGGCUGAUGGGAGUUGUAAUCGGAUACAGCUUGUGGGAGGCUGGUGACAGUGUUGAGCUAGGUGUAACAAGGAUGGGAGAUGGCAUAAAGCAAUGAAGAGGUUGGUACAUAUAAAGUUGUGUCCUCUUGAAUUAGGCUGGCAUUCCAGUUUCCGGCAGGGGACUCCCACUCGCCCUAUCCAGAAAUGGCAGAUAUCGUGAACUUCAGAUUUUCCCCACAUUAAGCAUGUCCUCUGCCAAUGAAUUUGGGGGCUUCCUCAUUAGUGUGUGACCUACCAAGCCAAACGUAUCCCAUUGGGUAUCUGGUGUGAUCUGCCAAGUGUCCCAACAACUCUGCUGCUUUGCAGUAACAGGCCAGCGGCAAAAUCCGGAGGUUUAUUGUGUUCCUGUUGGACCACCGUACAUGUCUUGUAGGCUAUGUUUGGUUUAGCGGAUCACAAGUUGCUCAGAACAAGUGCUCACAGUUCAGAGUUUUGAAUUUAGAUUCUACACAGAGAAACAAAUGGUAAUCACGAAACUGUAGUUGAAGACCAGUAUUAGAUUAAAACAUGAUAUGCUUCCCUGUGGAAGUCACUAAAACCUGCAUGUUUGAAAUGUGCAUUUUUCAGAAUCAACAUAUUGCAUGGAGAAUCUCCACAUCUUCAUAAGCCACCUAUGCUAUGUGUCUGCAAUGAAGCCAUGCCAUAUACAUAAUGAUUCCCAAAUAUUACAUAGAUAGGAUGUAAAAUUCCCAGAAAGUUUGAAAGGGAAAAACUUCUUUUUCUGAGGGCAGGGGAAUGGAAAUGAAAACCUAUGCAGUACUUAUUUUCUUUUCUAACCCAAACCUUUUACAGCUUUGGCAGCAUUAAAUGCAUAGUUUAUAAUAUGGUUAGCAUGUAAAAUUGGUGUGUUCUUGGAAUUUGCAGAGCAAUCCUAUGUGUUUACAUGGAAGUGAGACCUGCUCUAUUUAGAGAAGUUUGCUGCCUGGUAAGCACACAUAUAAUUGCUGCCUCAAAACUAGAAUUGCCUUAGUUUGGGUAGGAGAGUGUGUAUGUUACAGUUGUUUCAAGGGGCAAGCGGAAAGGUUGGCCACAAAAGUGGGGUUAGCUCAUAAGGGCAGCAGGUGCAUGAAUCCUUUUUUUCAUUUUUCAUUUCCAAAACUUAGAUCAAAGGUCACCAGAAGAGGAUCCAUUGUAGCAUUAGAAAUGUAUGCAGUACAUAGUGGAACCUGGACAUCUGGGAGUUAGAGCCUGGAGCUAUAGUCCUAAGCCCACUUACCUAGGGGUAAGCCCCAGAGGACAAAACAGGACUUACUUCUGAGUCAAAAUGCAUAGGGCUGCGCUGAAAGUUAGGUAUCAUACAGAGUCGAUUGGCAUAACCUGGGGACACUUCAUACAUUGUGUAGUUGAUUUGCGCACCCUACAAAUGCAGCAUUGUGAGACAUCCUAGAGUACAUAUUUUGUUGAAGGGAGCAAUCCAAGCCCAUGGUCCACCAGGGAUGAGGAGAGUUGGGAAUAGCAGGUCUCAGGCUGAGCCUGGGUUCAGUAGGAACUGAGUCUCGCAUCCUGGCUAGGCUGAAGAUAUGCCAUCAAAAAGGGGGGGAAAUAGAAUAAAAAUCAAAGCACUACAUCCUACCUUAUCUUGGGGCUCAGUCAUAGCCGUCUGAGCUGAGGCUGGGUUAAGUCCUGAAAGGGGGCCAUUUUAGAGGUUUGGGGGGUAGUCAUGACGGGGCAGGGGAGACUUCUGUUCCAAACAUGACCUAGCAACCCAUCAGAAGUUAACACUGGCCAAAAGGGUGGCACAGGUCAAACUGUUUUAAAGGCUUGUUUUCCCUCUGCCAGGCUCUGGCCAGCUCACCUGGCAGCAGAGGCAGCUUUAGGGUAGCAUGACCGGUGCCACACUGCAGGAAGCACCACAACAAUUAUGCGGAACGGAGCGUGAGAGGCAGGCAGGGUGUUUGUGUCAGAUUUUAGCAUCGCACAGGGUGCUGCUGAAAUUUUGGAGCCCAAAGUCUGCUGCUGGUGGUGAUCAAAGAUUGGAAUAGGGCUUUGUUACACCAGCAUAGUUUACCCCAGCAUCCAUUAUUCUGGCUUCCUUUUGUUCGGAUCACUCUGCCUUUCCAUCAGUGGUUUCAGGAUGGUUUUUAAACGCUAAAUAAGUAAAACAAUGGCACAGGCAUACAAAGCAACCAGCGGACAAGAGCGUGCUUGAAGUCAAGAGAGUAAGACAAUAAAAAUGUUCUAAAAUGCCUGACUUAAUGAAGAAGUGUUUGUGUGAUGCCUUUAGCGACAGUGAAGUUGGCAAGGUAUUUCAUAGGUGCCAAAAAGGGUUUGUCCUUCGCUUCGCACCAGAACAGCCUUGGUUGCCCCGAGUGAUGACCUCUAUCCGGGAAGAGAUGAGAGAAAGUACAGCCUUGUUGGUUAUGCUUUCAUUGGCUUUUGAGAACGUUGACCGUGGAGUUCUUCUGCAGUGACCCAGGGAGGUGGUAGUUGAAGGUAUUAUGUUUCAGUGGUUGCACUGCUAUCGGCAAGGUUGCUUCCAGAAAGCAGGGCAAGGAGAUUGUUGCUCAGCAACGUGGCUGUGGGGUCCCAGAAAAGGUCUGUUCUGUCUCCUGUGCUGUUUGGCAUCUAUCUGAAAUUCAUGGGAUCUUGGGAUUUGGAGCAUGGUGCCAUCUGAGUCAGGAGAAACUCUGAAGGUGUUGGACUGGUGUCUGGAGGCAGUGAAGGGCUGGGUGGGAGCUAAUAAACUCAGGAUGAAUUCUGAUAAGAUGUAAGUACUGUGGGUGGGGGGGGGAAGGUGGUUCCCAUGUCUGGGAAUUAUGUGUAGAACCUGUUUUGGGAGGGGUUCCACUCCCUCUGAAGGAACAAGUUCAUAGUCUGGGCGUACUCCUGGAUUCCAGCUUCAAAUGGCUUCUGUGGCUGGAAGUGCUUAUGUCCAACUUCAGCGAAUUCACUAGCUAUGGCCAUUCCUAGAUUGGGAUAGCCUGGUCUCAGCUGUCCAUGCCCCCAUCACCUUCUGCCUCGAUUACUGUCAUGCGCUGUAUGUGGGGCUGUGUGGAAAUUGUCAGACUGUACAGCAGGUUAAAUGGAAGUGAUAAGAAAGAAAGAAAUAGAAUAAAAAUCAAGGCACUAAAGUCAUGUCAACAUCGUCUAGGUCUAGCAAGUCAACAACCUUCAAACAGAAAAAGAGUAUCUUAGCACAUGACUAGUCAGUGGCCUGACCUUUCUAGCCGGUUGCUGUUAAAGGUCAACAGAAGUACAUUUAAUGCAGGCUUUUCCUGUUCUAGGAGAAUUACCAUGGAAACGAUAGGUGACCGGGAAGUAUUGUAAUGUGGGUUGUCAUCUGAUGACGAAAUUGUGUUUAAUCAUCUAGUCUGGAGAUGGGCAGUUUCAGGACUUUGGGCCAAUGCGGCCCUCCAGGCUUUUAUGGGUUCUCUAUCUGGCCCUUGGGGCCCUUCACAGGCCACGCACACACCCCGAGCCGCACCAGCACUGCUCUGCGUCCUCCUUUGCCUGCCUGGAAUGUGCCCUUGAACUCUGAGAAUGCCUUUUGCCUGAAUGGAGGACUGUGAUAUUAGGUAUUCCUAUGAGGGCAAAGGCACAGCACUUUGCAAGAUCCAGUGGCCUGUGGGCCAGAUUGCCCAUGACUGGUCUGCACUGCAGGAUUUUAGACACAGAUAGACAGCACGGGUGGCACUGUGGGUUAAACCACAGAGCCUAGGGCUUGCCGAUUGGAAGGUUGGCGGUUCGAAUCCCCGCGAUGGAGUGAGCUCCCAUUGCUCGGCCCCUGCUCCUGCCAACUUAGCAGUUCGAAAGCACGUCAAAGUGCAAGUAGAUAAAUAGGUACCGCUCUGGCGGGAAGGUAAAAGGCGUUUCUGUGCGCUUCCCUGGUUCGCCAGAAGCGGCUUAGUCAUGCUGGCCACAUGACCCGGAAGCUGUACGCCGUCACCCUCGGCCAAUAAAGCGAGAUGAGUGCCGCAACCCCAGAGUCAGUCACAAUUGGACCUAGUGGUCAGGGGUCCCUUUACCUUUACCUAGACAAUGCUACAUAGAGAUGCUGUCUGGAAAGGACACGUUCUCUCACUGAGCUGUGCUCCAUAUGCACCAGAAACAUUAGGAAAUGGAGCAACUAGCGAUACGGUUUCAGAUCCAUAGGAAGCUGCUUAUACCAGGUCUGGCUGCUUAUCCUUGUGGGCUGGCUGGCAUUGUCUACUCAUGACUGGCAGUAGCUGUCCAAGGUAGCAGUUGGGGAUCGUUCCUGAUCCUUUUAACAGACAGUGAUAGGUACCGAACCUGGGACAGUUAUCAUGUAGAUCAUGUGCAAUGUCACUCAGCUGUGGUUCCUCCCCACUUUUUCAGCACGACAGUGGCUUUUUGAGAGAGUCGAACCUGGCAUGGGAUAGAAGCAUCCUUCCUUGCAUCUUCCACUCUUACCGAGAUCACUGCCAUCUGCUGGAAGGUUUGCAAAGAAUAAUAAUAAACAAAUGCUUUGGUUUUUUGCAUCUUUCGCAAAACCUGUUUGGCCAGAGAUGGCAGUGGGAGGAAAUAAACAAGAACAUUCAUAGUGGUGUCUUCAUUGUUGCCACCUUCAGCUGUCUGAGUGUAUUGUCUGCCUUCAGCCUACCUGAGCACAAGGACAGGGUAUGGGCCCAUCUCUGUUUAGCAUAGUAAUUAGGAUUUAGCAUGUUCAAGAUAAGCAUCCUCUCUUACCCCAUCUCCUGCCUGGACCAGCUCUAUAGAAGUGCUGUCCCAGGAAUCAACACCACCACAAAGGGUGCGGGAAGAAACUUUAAAACAAUUAAAGAUACCAAUCAAUUGAUUUUCAGGCUGCUACCUUAAUUGUGUUUGAACUCUACUGUAAGGGUUGCCUUUGCAAUUUAAUUGUCAUUGCUCAUAUGAUAGGGGAAUAUUAUCAUCUGCAAUUAUGGGGAGGCUUUGCUAAUCCAAAACAAGCAACUGCAGGUUUGUUUGGCAGCUGGAAGGGGAAAUUGCUUAAUGGAUUUCUCUUUCCCCCACCCCUCCAACAUGUAAACAAAUGGGCACAGUCCAUUUCCCACUGAAAUCGAUGGCAAAGCUGCUAUUGAUUUUAAUGGGCUGUACAGUAGUGUCUUGGUUUUGUUUCAAGAAUGGGUGGCAUGAGUGAUAGCUAGGGUGAGAGGGAGGAAUAGAGGGCAUGAAAAAGAAAAGUUUUCCAAUAACAGUUCAAGUGUUACUCAGAAGUAAGCCCUGGUGACUUCAGUGGGGCUUACUCCCAGGUAGAGUGGGUUAGGGUGGCAGCCUAAGUAACUUUGUAGAAGUGUAAAACUAACCUGCUUGACCAGGGGUAGGCAACCUAAGGCCCGGGGGCCGGAUCCGGCCGAAUCGCCUUCUCAGUCAGCAUGUUUUUACAUGAGUAGAAUAAGUCCUUUUAUUUAAAGUGCAUCUCUGGGUUAUUUGUGGGACCUGCCUAGUGUUUUUACAUGAGUAGAAUAUGUGCUUUUAUUUAAAAUGCAUCUCUGGGUUAUUUGUGGGGCAUAGGAAUUCGUUCUUUUUUCUUUCUUUUUUUCUUCAAAAUAUAGUCCGGUCCCUCACAUGGUCUGAGGGACGGUGGACCGGCCCACGCCUGAAAAAGGUUGCUGACCCCUGUGGUUGACUAAUCCUCUUUUCACACAAACAGUGCAUUUGCUGGAUUAUUUUUUUUCCCCAGUGUCUAAGGGUUUCUGCAGAGUUGCUUGCACAGUGCUGAGAAGAGGGCAGUUAUAAGAUUAUUCAUUCAUCGAAUAUCUGAGUUAGCGACUGGAUUGGCCAGAAGUGUUACCCGCCCUGUUCCUCUGACCCAGAGGAAUGUGCAGAAUUGGUAUAGCCAGUGUUAUUUGACUUCUGGCUAAGUUAGGGAUGGAAUUGGCCACUUUGCUUUCUCUCCCAUGCUUUUCAAUUUGUCCCACUCCGCACCUUUUCCGCUCCUGCUACAGUGGUACCUCUAAUUACGGACGCGUUCUGUUCUGGGGUGCCGUUCGCACCACGAAAAGUCCAUAAGUAGUGUGCCGCUACUGCGCAUGUGCGUGACGCAAUAGAGCACUCCUGCGCAAAACUCAGAAGUAUACACUUCCGGGUUUGCCGCAUUUGCAACCCGAAAAUCUGCAACAUGAACCUAACGCAACUAGAGGUAUGACUGUACUUGGGCAAUAGUGGGCUCCUUUCUCCCUUCCUAGAGUGACAGCUUUCAUGUUGCCAGAGAGUAUGGAACAGAAGGCUUUGAUUAUCCUCUCUGCAAUGCCUUCAUAUUGUGGCAAACCACUGAAGUCUGAUACUUAGUGGUAUUGCCUGUAAAAUGGGUAUAUUAUUGCUCUUCACGAGCUUGAUGGUGUCUCGUGCUAAGCUUCCUGACAGUUAGUUGGUCAUUCUUAACAUUGCUGUGUAAUCUCCAAAUUCUGCUUUUGGAGAAUAGGAAGGGAAGGGGAGAGAUGUCAACUUCUCCUAAGAACUGGUUCAAAGGUGACUGGCCUGGGGACAACUACUCAAUGUAUUAGGCAGCUUUAGAUAUUUAGAGAAGACAUUUGCAUGGUUUAUGGCAAGUAGACAUUUACUAGCGUGCGGCUGUUGUCUUGUUAGGAGUUGAGGUCAUGAGAGACCUGAUGGUGGCCAAUUCUUUAAAUAGCAGAAAUGUACAUGCUGUGUGUGCUUUUAAUCCCAAUCACUAGUAGGCUCGCUUCAUUAAUUUUUUCCCUUUCUCCGAGCAUACUAUUUUACUUUGUUGGUCUCAGUGAUGCAAAGCUAGUUCACCUUUCGUUCUUCUCAAAAUAAUAUCAAAAUGAAUCAAUAGCUUGCUGCUUCCCUGCCUCUGACUAGCCAUUGUCUGACUGCAUUAAUAAAUGCUUGCGCCUGUUUUAUAAUGAUCAAAUAAGACUUAAAAGGUAUGAUAAGAGGCAGGAUCAAGGUUUGUUUUCUAGAAUCGCUGAUGACAAAUAUGAUGGGGAGGGACGGGAACCAGUUCUAUUUUUAGUUCUUUGAUUGAUUUUAAUGAAUGAGUUGGGAACAAGCCUGGGGCUGUUAAUUACAAGGCUGGGGUUUGGGUUCUUUAGAAUGGAGUUUGCUAGGUAGGAUUUGGAGCGAGACCCCGGAUUGCAGCAGACCAUGUUGGUAAGGAAUUGCACUGCUUUUGCAUGAAUCAGGUGGUGUUGCUUAAGAGCAGCAGAGAAUACAAAUGAAAUAGUAGUCUGCACUGAUUGUCCCAGCUAGAGCUGGGCGAUAUCAGCUUUUCAACAUUGCGGUGUGUUGCCAGCCAAACAUCACAGUUUGGUGAUGUACCAUGAUGUUGAAAAAGCAAGCUGCAUUGGCCUCUGCCCGCGAGGCACCUGGUGAAACUUCCCCAGCUCUCAUCUCAGGAACUGGCGCCAUUUCACCCAGGCGCACGCAGGCUGGGACAACGCAGCUUGUUUGGCUCCCCCUCCCUAGCUGAGACAGCCCCAGCACUCCCCCUGCUCACAGGCAAGCAGGCAGAGCAUCGCUGCUGGCUGUGGGAGCGCUACCCACGCUCCCCUCAGCUGAGCAGUUUCACGGAGCCCCCAGCCCACUGCUGGCUUGCAGAAGCCAGUGCCGGACUGGGGGCUCCUUUAACUGCUCAACUGAGGUAAGGGCAGCUGCAUACAGUGGUACCUUGGGUUACAUAUGCUUUAGGUUACAGACUCCACUAACCCAGAAAUAGUACCUUGGGUUAAGAACUUUGCUUCAGGAUGAGAACAGAAAUCGCGCGGCGGCCGCGUGGCAGCAGUUGUUGGCCCCAUAAGCUAAAGUGGUACCUCAAGUUAAGAACGGACCUCCAGAACGAAUUAAGUACAUAAUCAGAGGUACCACUGUACUCAGUCGAGCAGUUUAAAGAUGCAGAAGGAGGAACAAGCUGUACAGUGGUACCUCGGGUUACAGACGCUUCAGGUUACAGACGCUUCAGGUUACAGACUCCGCUAACCCAGAAAUAGUACCUCGGGUUAAGAACUUUGCUUCAGGAUGAGAACAGAAAUCGUGCAGCGGCAGCAGGAGGCCCCAUUAGCUAAAGUGGUACCUCAGGUUAAGAACAAUCUCAGGUUAAGAACGGACCUCCAGAACGAAUUAAGUUCUUAACCUGAGGUACCACUGUAUUGGCGCCCCGGUUGUUCUCCCUCUGCAUCAAUGAGGGCAGAGUGUGAUGGUGGUUUCACUCAGGGAUAUGUCGCUGGUGAGACUGCCACCGCUCCCGAGCCCCUCUGCUAACAGCGCCACUGGAGGAAGGAACUCUAGCGGAUGCUGCUAGCAGAGGGACCCGGGAGCAGUGGCGGGUUCACCAGCGAUAUACCGCUGAGUGAAGCUGACACUAUGAUCUGCUCCUCAUACUGGUGAUGGGUGAUACAGUGGUGCCCCGCAAGACGAAUGCCUCGCAAGACGAAAAACUCGCUAGACAAAAGAGUUUUCCGUUUUUUGAGUCAUUCCACAAGAUGAAUUUCCCUAUGGGCUUGCUUCGCAAGACGAAACGUCUUGCGAGUUUGUUUCCUUUUUCUUAAAGCCGCUAAGCCGUUAAUAGCCGCUAAGCCGCUAAUAGCCGUGCUUCGCAAGACAAAAAAACCGCAAGACGAAGAGACUCGCGGAACGGAUUAAUUUCGUCUUGCGAGGCACCACUGUACAUUGAUAUAACCCCCAGGCCUAGUCCCAGCAUGUGCUGACUGCAGCGGCUCCUGGAAAGCCAAAAUGACUCAUUCUUCAUCUUCAUCUGGGGUUGGGGGGCUUUGUUGUUAGUCCUUUUGUGUACUUGGAGGGGGGAUGCCGCCACCUUGCAGCGUCUGGUGUCAGGCUAGGACUGAGGAGACCUUUACGCUAGCAAAAAACACCUCGGAGGAAAGAUGGGAUUGCAAUCACACCAACUUUUUUCUUUUUUUCCACAAUCCAAAUAAAUUAUAUUUGCCUAUAUAUCUAGACUUCUGCUUUAGUUCAGAUUUGCUUUCCUGAUCUUGGGUGAUGAUCUUCAUAGUUCAGUGGACAGAGUCUUUAUAAAGCUACAGUUGUUGUUGUUGUUAAAAUUUGCAUACCAUCCUAUACCCAUAGAUCUCAGGGCGGUUCACUACAUAAAAUCACAGUAUAAAAAACAGAACAUACAUAAUAAAAACAACCCAAUAAUCCCCUUUCACAACACAUUUUUAAAGGGCAUUGAUGUCAGUUAGCCAAAGAGGUAUUUAUUAUUUACAGUUCUACACUAAUAAAUAUUAUUUAUUAGUAUUUACAGCUGUGUCCCUGCACAACUCUGAAGCCACUGGCUCUUUUAUCCUAAUCUGCCACACAAUGUGGGUGCCUCUUAGGAACAAGACUGGAAUACAGUAUAGCAGAUCAUAGUGGAAAUACCUGAAUUUCCACUGUUCAAGCAAAUGCAGCUGUCAUUUAUCUACACCUGGCCUUCAUGCGAGAGAAUUGCAUGGAGCACCCAUGUCAUAGAUGACGUUAUCAGCAAGGUGGAGGGAGGAGCAGAGAGUGCUCUGCAAAACCCAAGACUCUUGUUGAUGGUAAAUGAGUGUUCAGAUUAGACUACAGACACUCCCAUUGUCCAGGUGCAACCUGAAUACUUACUCCCCUUAUACAUAUGGAAGCUGCAGUUAGGUAUGGAGGCAUCAGCUCAUGUCAUCUUUACGUGUUCGUUUCGUUUCCAUAUUAAUGGGCAUAUUUCUUUUUUAAAAAUUGGAAAAAAGUACUUGGGCGGUGGUUUGGGGGCUGCCUAUUAAUAUAUACUGUAUUUUUUCGUGUAUAAGACUAGGGGGGUUUUUACCAAAAAAUUAGGUUUACAAUUGGGGCUCAUCUUAUACACAGUUAGUGCUGAGGGAUGUUUUCUUAAUUUGGAGUCUCCCAAAAUAGGGGGCGUCUUAUACAUGGGGGGGGGGGGGCAGCUUAUAGAUGGUAAAAUACGGUAUUUUUAUAUUGUUUUACAGGUAAUAACUACUCCGAACAGCUGGAAACUUUGCUGCUGGCGUUCAAAAUGUGGCUGGAUAAGCCUGAGAGUGUUGGGAUGGGAUGAAACAACAUUCCUCCUAGGAAUAUUGUAUAUAGGAAAACAAGAUUGCUGACCCCCCCCCCCAAUAGCAUCCUCACAGAGAUAUUGUGAAGGAUGUGUUGCAACCACCUUUUUCUGUAUAGUCUUCAUGGCGCAUUUCUGGCCCUGUUUUGAAUGCGCAUAGCACCCACUGCAGCCGCCACCAGGCUUUUUAGCUGCUUGGAAAAGAUACAGUGGUCAUAGCCUUCCUGUGCCUAUGCUAUUCCAUUUCGGCAUUGGCUGCAAUUGAUUUUGGUCUUCCUUUUUAUUGUUGGCCACUGCUUAUUCCUGAUGCUGCCUUUGAUCUGACAUUUGCCCAUCUACAUCUUAUCACUUCCUCUGCGGCUGGAGUUUACCAUGUGGCUUGAAUACUGUAUCUUAGGUUAGGCAGUUUAGUGCUCUCCCAUAAUUCUGGCCAUUGGCCAAGCUGGGUAAGGCUGAUGGGAGUUGGGAGUCCAAGAAUAUAUGGAGGGUACCCAUUGCACUUGCGGCCCCAGUCUAUGACUCCUCCAUUGGAUCUUUGCUUAGAUUGUUGAUGGCUGUGCAGGACCUUCUCCUUUGUUCUGAUUCUGAACUUGCCACUGACUCUUGAGUCCUGAUACUCUUCCCCCUCCUCUUCGAUCUUUUCUGUUCUUCAUCCACUCAGUCUCUGAGCAGCGGCUUGGGCUUGCCCAGAUCUGCUGAUUAUCGGUAUUGUUCGCCAGGUGCAGAUUGUUCCAAUCUAUUGUUAGCUUUAACUGAAAAUUCUCUUCAGUGAGAGGGGGAACUAACUAGAAGAUUAUGAAUGGCUGGGACUUGUUUCUUUGGUGUGUGUGUUUUUUUCCUCCUUUCCUUUUUUUAAAUAACUUACUUUUAAACUGCAAUUCAAAACCACAGUAUUGUAACACGGUGUAAGGUGGCAAAAGCAGAAACUUAGAAAAGCCUAGCAGCGUUCAUGCUUAAUUUCCCACCAACCAAAAUGAAGCAUCUUAAAAAUUAAAAUCAGAUUGCAUUGCUCAGAGAAACCCUUUUAAUAAUUUAAAUCUAAACAUUUAUGUGAUGUUAGUUGUAUCUGCUCCGAAAAUAGUGUUUAUUUUUUCUUUUUAAGGAAAUGGUGCCUUUGCUUGAUUGCAAAUUCCAAUGCUACAAGCACAAUUUGGAGGAUCGGGCAUAUACUGGGGGCUUACGCACGUCCCCAUUAUUUCUCACAAAUGCAGAUUCCCUCAUCCAUUUCCAGACGUGUUCUCAAUCAGCUUUCCUGAACCUGGUUCCUUCCAGAUGUUUUGAACUCCAGCUCCUUUCAGCCCCACCAAAGACAGCUCUGUGAAGGGCACCAGGUUGGGGGAGGCUGUUCUAAACAUACCUUGCCUUCAGUUCCAAAUUCAUGCAAACUUUGGUUAGUGCUGACCAGGAGUUAACUACAAACUAUAGUUUGCAGUCCUUCUUCAAAGCAGCUCCCUGUUAACCUUACUAGGUAAAGGUAAAGGACCCCUGACAGUUAAGUCCAGUCACGAACGACUCUGGGGUUGCGGCGCUCAUCUUGCUUUACUGGCUGAGGGAGCCGGCGUUUGUCCACAGACAGUUUUUCUGGGUCAUGUGGACAGCAUGCCUAAGCCGCUUCUGGCGAAACCAGAGCAGCGCAUGGAAACUCCGUUGGCAGGACAUGGGACCGAGCAACGGGAGCUCACCCUGUUGUGGGGAUUCAAACCGCCGACCUUCCGAUCAGCAAGCCCUAGGCUCAGUGGUUUAGACCACAGCGCCACCCACGUCCCUUAACCUUACUAGACUUGUUCAAAAAGCGUAUAUACAUGUGCUCACUUUGCACAGUUCUGCUUCCAGCAAUUCAGUUUUCCUCUGGCUUCCGAUAUUUCACCAGCCAUUUUUGCUGACACUUAGUAAGCGUCUGUCCCUUUGUAGCUGUGAUGAGAACCUAGAAAUUCUCUUUUGUCGAAAUGCUCACGGUAACUGGAUUCUGCAAAUGGAAAAUCUUUGCUUGCAGGGUGCAGUCCUGCCGUGUGCUCAGACCUAAGUGAGUUAACUGCCGAAGACAACUUCUGCAUUUUAGAACCGAUAGCAAAACCGUAGUGUAAGGGAACAGUAUUUCACAAAUGCAAAACUAAUAAUAUAAGCAAGCAAUUAGCUAUGUGCCCAGCUCAGCAAGUGCUGACCUAUACAGCUGCUGAGACUGCAGUUAACGGUGAUUGCCGGGGGUGGCGCAGUGGUGGCUUACAAUGCAUCUCGGAGGGAAACUUGGAAUAAUUGAAAAGUUUGUGAAAUAGAUCAUAGAUGUUAACAGGAUCUAAAGCUUUCCACCUUCAGCUUUGUGGGGCUUCGGAGCUAGUUUCGGUAACAAGGUUUUUGUAUCUAGCGGCCAGCAGGCCAGGGAUUCAUGUGAGAUGCAAGGUCCUGUCUUGUACUUAUUAUCCCCCCCUUGGCAGUUUCCAGUGAGAUCUGGGCUAGGUCAAGCCAUUUGCCCACCUCCAAACGAUUUUGCCUUGCAAUCCGAGAGCUGCACCCCAGAAUAGUUAGCAGUAUUGGGGGUGGGGGGUGUCUAUGCCCCAGUGUCCUCAGUGACACUGACGGUGAUUAAGGGGCCUCAUUGAUGCCCCUAAAACACUGUACAGUGGUACCUCAGGUUAAGUACUUAAUUCGUUUCGGAGGUCCGUACUUAACCUGAAACUGUUCUUAACCUGAAGCACCACUUUAGCUAAUGGGGCCUCCCACUGCUGCCGCUCCGCCGGAGCCCAAUUUCUGUUUUCAUCCUGAAGCAAAGUUCUUAACCUGAAGCACUAUUUCUGGGUUAGCGGAGUCUGUAACCUGAAGCAUAUGUAACCCGAGGUACCACUGUAUCUCUAAAUGUGGGCUCCUGCGUUGCUUGUGCAAAUAGGUCAGUUGUGGGUGAUACACUCUCUUCUCUUCCCCACCCAGAAAAAAACACUGGUAAUGUUUACAGGUUAUGUUAUAAGGUAGCGCAAAGUAAAGUUUCCAGUGCAAGCUUUUUAGAGAUGUGUUGUAGACAUACGCAAAAGAAAUGAGAGACUUCCGCAAUAAAACAUUGGCUGUUAUGCAUAUUUUAGAGGCGGUCAGGCAUAAAUGGGGCAAGAAUGAACAUGUCCCUGAGUACCGUAGAACUAAUGUGCUUGGUUCUUGGUUUCUGCUGCUCAAGUGAUUCCCACCUCUGUGUAAGAGGCUUGGCACCAUUUCAAAUGCUGCUUGCUUUGCUGUCUGGCUGUGGCAGAUGCAAGAAUGCGCAGAAAUUUUGUCCGCUCCCAGAAAUGUAAAUGUGCCCUCAGAGGCAAGUCUUGUCCGUGUCCCAAGCACAUGGACCUGUUUAUUUCUGCUUCAUAUUUUCCCCGCCCUCCUCCCCCAAGUUAUAUGGAGACGCUGCGAUUCUCUCAUCACCCGGACGCCAGUGUCUCCCAAGGAAACCACAGCCCACAAACUCUUAAUGGGCCCCUUGGUUUGUUUGGUCUCUAACCUAAAAGGUCUUUUCUCCUGGGCUGAGCUGUCUAGACAUCUUUAUCUAGAUCAAGCCUUCCAUGCUGAUGAGUCACGUCACAAUCACUGCCACAAUUACCCGCUGCAAUAAUGAAUUGAUAAAGGGUGUGACAUCAAAGCAGGUCGUUUCAGUUGUGUAUUAUUAGCAAUAGCACAUUGCUGCAAUACAGAAGGUUCCUGUCUGUGAUACCAUCUGGCGGGCCAGGCAGGCUGCUGCAGUUUGCUGUGCUUUCAUUUUUGCACAUAUAUCGUAUGUGAUACCCACAGGUUCUCUGCUGCAGCAUGUGCCUCCCUCUCUCUGCAGGGGGACUUUACAGUUUGUGCUUCUAAAGCUCACUGACCAGGCUGUAAAAGAAUCUCUUAAAACUGUUGAUAAAUGGGGUAGGAUAAGAUUUGUAAUCUAGGCUGUGUGUGUGUGUGUCUUGGGCCAAAAGAACUGUAUUCCACAGAAAUUGAAACGUUAUGCCCACAAUACAUUAUUCACAAGUGGAUAUUCUUAAAACAGUUAAUUUGCAUCGUUUGGAUUUCCCCCUGUCGCUUUACCAUUUAGAAAUAAUGAAACGAGGGCGGAGGGGAAAUCUAUAAAAGAGCUGGGUGAGAGAGAGAAUGGGUUGAAAGUGUCUGGAGGUGGGAAAGCCUGUUUCUCAUCUGUCAUCUAAAUGCUAAAUAAUUUUUUCCAUUGCAACCACGUGGUCUAGAAACUUGAAAAGUUGUCUGUCUUGGCAAUGAUAAUUUGGCCCCAUAGGAGUUCCCCCGAAAGAAUUCCCCAAGUCUCAUGGUUCACACAAGUCUUCUGUUUCCGUGCUUUUAACCUUUUGUACCUUGUGUAAUGGGACGCGGGUGGCGCUGUGGGUUAAACCACAGAGCCUAGGACUUGCCGAUCAGAAGGUCGGCGGUUCGAAUCCCCACAACGGGGUGAGCUCCCGUUGCUCGGUCCCUGCUCCUGCCAACCUAACAGUUCAAAAGCACAUCAAAGUGCAAGUAGAUAAAUAGGUACCACUCUGGCGGGAAGGUAAACGGUGUUUCCGUGCACUGCUCUGGUUCGCCAGAAGCGGCUUAGUCAUGCUGGCCACAUGACCCGGAAGCUGUACGCCGGCUCCCUUGGCCAAUAAAGCGAGAUGAGCGCCACAACCCCAGAGUCAGCCAUGACUGGACCUAAUGGUCAGGGGUCCCUUUACCGUUUACCUUGUGUAAUAUUUUUAUACAUUAGCAAGCUCGCCACAACUUCUUAUGGGUCUGUGUGUGCCUUUGAAGCUGUUGGGUUUGGGGGAUUUUCUGUGCAGCAAGCAAACACUACACAAGAGCUGAGUGACAUGUUCUCACCUACUGGCCGGUCCUUUCCGUGCUUUGCCAUGGAGUUUGCAGGAUCAAGAAAUCCCAUCUGCUCACCUUGUUCCAAACUGAGAUGUAGCAUGUUGUACACACAGGAGUGGACAUCUCAGGAAAUUGUCAAGAAGCAAAUUAAUAAUAAUGCCUCUCACCUUUUUGUUAACAUAGGUUAGUGUUGAGCUUUGUAAUAUUAUCCUUAGCAGCAUCAGCAAAGCUAAUGUGAUUUUCAUAUAUGGCACAAUUACUAAUGCUGUUUAGCUGACAAAGCUCAGUGGGAAAUGCUGGGGUGCAGUUAUGGUGCCUCUGAAUGUGGGAUGGAAUGAGAACUACUAGGUUAGAAAGAACUGGACAUAAUAUAACAUGGUACAGGAAUGAUAACAACAACAAUAAUUAGUUUAUCUCAGGUGCUCAAACCACUGCACACAAACACACACAGAGUCAUCUUUACAACAACCCUGUAAGAUAGGUCAGCAUUAUUAUCCCCAUAUUGCAGGUGGAUGCCUAGGUAAGAAAACUGACUUCCUUCAAAUUCAGAAUUAAAAACAGUUAACACAGAUUACAGUCACAAGAAUAGGCUGGGCCCUGAAAACACACAUCUCAAGUGUCAGAGACCAGAGUAUAGAAGUGCAUCUUCAGCGCUUACCAAAAGCCAGGCUUACAUCUGAGGAGAGGGAAUUUGGGGGCUACCACAAAGAAUGCCCUCUUCUGGGCCACCCCCAACACACUGAACUUCUGAGGAAAGUGGAACUACCCAGAGAGCCACCCUCAGAGGGCGAACACUCAGGAUGAUCUGCCGGGAAGGAUGCAAUCUUCCACAUAUUUGGGGCCUAAGUUGUUUAGGGUUUUAAAUGGUAACAUGAGCAUCAAAAUGUUGGUGUUGACCUUUAAAGCCGUAAACAGCCUCAGCCCAGUAUACCUGAAGGAGCAUCUCCACCUCCAUCAUUCUGCCCGGACACUGAGGUCCAGUGCCAAGGGCCUUCUGGCAGUUCCCUCACUGCGAGAAGCAAAGCUACAGGGAACCAGGCAGAGGGCCUUCUCGGUAGUGGCCCCCCAUCAGAUGUCAAAGAGAUAAACAACUACAUAACAUUUAGAAGAUAUCUGAAGGCAGCCCUGUUCAGGGAAGUUUUUAAUGUGUGACAUUUUAAUGUAUUUUUAAUCUUUGUUGGAAGCCGCCCAGAGUGGCUGGGGUACAAAUAAUAAAUUGUUGUUGUUGUUGUUGUCUUAAAUUGGGCCUGAAAGUGGGUUGGUGACCAAUCCUGGGAACUGUAGUUUGUUAAGGGUGCAGAGAGUUAUUAGGAGGCCUCUAACCCCCUCGCAGGAGCUACAAUUCCCAGAGUUUUAUGGGAAGAGGGAUUGAUGGUUAAACCACUCUGGGCAUUAUAGCUCUAGGAGGGAAAUGGGGGUCUCCUAACAACUCGGACCAACAAGUUCAGUAAUAGACACCAUCACUGACCUUUCCUUAAUAUAUCUAUAUCUGAGAGUGAUUUAUGUAUUAUGCCAUUCAGCAAGUGAGGCUUUUAAAUCUGAAUUUAGGCCAAAUGUGGUUUUUAUUUUUGAAAAGUUGACUAUUGGGUGCUGUGCGCUGGACCUUGUGAAACAUUUCAGAGUAGUUGUUAAAAAUUAAUUGCGCUCUGCGGUGCUUGUGUGAAGUUGAUGGCUGCGACGGGAGUCGCCGGAGGAGCUAAAUUUUUGGCAGUUGCUUUCGCCUGAGAAAUCGGUCGAGUCUGUUGCUCUGUUAAACGUUUGCCAUAAAAACAAAUGGAGUCUUUAAACUGCCACUUACUUUGAAUUAAAAACGGUUGUAAUUUCAUGUAAUCGCACACCCACCGAUAUUGCAACCUUCGUUAGCAAGCGGUCUCCGCUCGUGAAUUAAAAUCCUAAAGUCAUUCAUGGCACGAGGCUCAUGCCCCCAAACCAGCAAGCCUUGUGUUCCCUUCCUCUGUCGCACGCUUUUAGAUUUGUGGAGGGUGCCACAGAUUGGGGGUCAGAGCGCAUACAUUGGAGACAGAAGACCACAAGUCGAACCUCUAGCACAUCCAGUGAAAAAGGAUCAGAGGGCAGGUGGUGGGGAAACUCAAAAGGUCAGAGGAAAGCAAUGUGGUUGAAAUAAUAAUUCACAGCCUCACCUUUGUUACACGUCUUCAACAUGGCAUCCAGAAAUAAUAAUAAUAAUAAUAAUAAUAAUAAUAAUAAUAAUAAUAAUAUAUACCCCGCCCACCUGGCUGAGUUUCCCCAGCCACUCUGGGCGGCUCCCAAUUGAGCGUUAAAAACAAUACAGCAUUAAAUAUUAAAAACUUCCCUAAACAGGGCUGCCUUCAGAUGUCUUUUAAAGAUAAGAUAGCUGCUUAUUUCCUUCACAUCUGAAGGGAGGGCGUUCCACAGAGCAGGCGCCACUACCGAGAAGGCCCUCUGUCUGGUUCCCUGUAGUCUUGGCAUUUGGUGGAGGAUAGCCAUGGUUUAGACUAGCCAUUACGUUCAAAAAACGUAAAUGUUUGGUUUGUGCCUUAUAAGGCAAGCUCUAGUUUCAGGGUAUUUCAGUCCAUUCGAUUUCAUCCGUGAAAACCAAAAUCAAGCAGCAAGCCGUCGAUUCUGCUUUAUAGCCGUGCUUCCCACCCGCCCACCCUUGAUUUUAUUUUAUUUUAUUGUCUCCUUCCAGUACGCCACGACAGGCUGCUCCCUGACACUCCACCAUACAGAAAAACCGGAGCAUGAAGACAUUUGCGAAUACCGCCCUUACUCCUGCCCGUGCCCCGGCGCCUCGUGCAAGUGGCAGGGCUCGCUGGAAGCCGUCAUGUCGCACCUCAUGCACGCCCACAAGAGCAUCACCACCCUACAAGGGGAGGACAUCGUCUUCCUCGCCACGGACAUUAACUUGCCGGGGGCCGUGGACUGGGUGAUGAUGCAGUCCUGCUUUGGCCACCACUUCAUGCUGGUUCUGGAGAAGCAGGAGAAGUACGAGGGCCACCAGCAGUUCUUCGCCAUCGUCCUGCUCAUCGGCACCCGCAAACAGGCGGAGAACUUUGCGUACAGACUCGAACUGAACGGCAACCGGCGGAGGCUGACUUGGGAGGCGACCCCGCGCUCCAUCCACGACGGGGUGGCGGCGGCCAUUAUGAACUGCGACUGCCUUGUUUUCGACACUGCCAUAGCACACCUUUUUGCAGACAAUGGGAACCUCGGGAUCAAUGUGACUAUUUCUACGUGUUGUCCAUGAUAUUUCUAUGUAAUUAUUGAGACCAUGUUGUUGUCUUUCGUUUCACUGACUGUUUUUAUUUUUAUGGUGUUCCACUGUAGCCCUCUUCAGGUGUUCCCUCACACCCUAUUAACAAUCGCAUGAGGGGAGAACAGGGCCCCAGCCCCCUGGCACACACGUACCCCCGUCAUUGCAGCACCACCAUCCACAUGUUACAGAGAAGGACGUUUGUGCCAGGGAGGCAACUCCACAUGAGCAGGCUCCCCGAUGGUGUGGGACCUGUGUAAUUGUUAAUCGUGUGAGCGGGGGAUGCCGAAGGGGACUUUAGGGUUCUUUCUUAACCGGCUGUUUUCUAUCCUCAUUCUCUCCUUCACUGCCGCCGCCACCUGCCUGUACCACAGAGUUUUUUAAAGCACAGUUAAACAGGACAGUUAAGAUGAUUUGAUCCUGUUACUCUGAAAGGAAGGGAGGAGAUUUGUUUUUUUAAAGAAAUAGCAUUAUUUAAGGUUUUAAAAGGUGAAGGCGAAUCCCUUUUCUUGACAAGCAAAACCUUUUUUAAACAUAAUGGAAUCGGAAGAGAAGCAGCAAAAUUGACUUAAAGAGGGAGUUUGCACAUGCAGAAUGUGGGAGGUGGACUCCUUAGGUGUUCGAGUGCAGUGUACUCCUUCAGACGGCAAGAGGGGCACUUAAAAACAACAACAGCAACCCUUAUAACUUCCUGUUCUAGCACAGCAUCUCCCUGUUAUAGUAGUGUUCUCAACUGCCAGGAGUUUUUAAUGUCUGAGUGUGGGACCUUUUAGAAACGUUGUUUAUCACCUGCAACCUGAAAUUUUACUAGCUUAUUCUGCUGCAUUUGUGUGUGUAGCCGCACAAAUCUGCUUCUCUUAAUGAUCUCAGUGAUUGGCCUUCUAAAAGAACAAAAGAGAGAGAAAUUGGAGUACGGUAGUAUCACUUUUUAGCAAUGCAGGAAGUUGCUGAAGCCUUGGUGGUACACAACAUGUCUCAGGCAUGUUCUUUUGCACACAGCAGUUUCACACACUUAACAGGCGGUACCACUGUCAUCUGGUUGGUCUUGCUGUUGCUGUUUUGUCCUUUUUCUUCCCAACAGAGUUUGUUCCCUCCACCCUCCAAAAAAGAAAAAAGAAAGAGUUUCCAUACACCUGCAAAAUGUUUGACCCUCUUCAUCCAUCCAGUUCAGCAAGAGCUGAAGAGGCUCAACAUUUUGUGGAAGCUGCUAACUUAACGUGGUGGCAAAAAACAAGAUGUGUUUUGAGCAGUUUUAAAAAUAGGUCCCACCUAUAAAUAUACCCAGGAUGUUUGGCGUACUUGACAUUAACAUUGUAAAAGCUAUUUUCAAAUAACACAGGGGAAAGCGAUGUGCCGAUUCGUCUUGUUUAUGUUCUUUGCUAUCUAAGUUUCCUGUUGUUGCCAUAUUUACUCUAGUUUUUUAAAUAAAUAUUUUGC
Messenger RNA from Podarcis lilfordi (Lilford's wall lizard), 23180 nucleotides. The record is from the annotation of a GenBank genome assembly. Lineage: Eukaryota; Metazoa; Chordata; Lepidosauria; Squamata; Lacertidae.